Molecule: messenger RNA, 362 nt
Organism: Racocetra persica
Lineage: Eukaryota; Fungi; Glomeromycota; Glomeromycetes; Diversisporales; Gigasporaceae
Source: the annotation of a GenBank genome assembly
CAACCUAUACAGCACUAACUUUCUCUGAAAUAUCACCAAUUCCUUUUUCAUGUCCACGUUCAUACCCGUAUACUUCACCAAAGAUUAAGAAAGCAUUUAUUUUAAUUUGUUACCUUCAAACUGAUAAGAAAAAAUAUAAAUCUGUAAGGGGAAAUGGAAAUGGAAGCUUAUUAAAGCGAAGAAGAAGUCAACAAAAAUCAAAAAAACAAUCUGAAAGUAAUACCGCUUUCUCUUUUUAUAGAUUUUUUGGUGAACAAGUUCCUAAUCAACCUAAUCCAAAAAAUGAACCUAAAAAAUUACGUCAGAAUAAUUCAGGAAAAAUUGUUGAUUCUCAAUUACAAUCUCAAUUACAAACUGCUUAG